GUGCUCAUGCUGGCCAAGGCCUGGGAAAUGCCUUCCUGUCCCACAUCAACGCCUGUGAUGGCAUCUUCCACAUGACACGUGCUUUUGAUGAUGAGGAUAUCAUCCAUGUGGAGGGGACAGUGGACCCAGUGAGGGACAUGGAGAUCAUCCACGAGGAGCUGAGGCUGAAGGAUGAGGAGAUGAUCAGCCCUAUUAUUGACAAGCUAGAGAAGACAGCCAUUAGAGGCGGUGACAAGAAACUCAAACCAGAAUAUGACAUUAUGUGCAAAAUCAAGAGCUGGGUAGUGGAUGAAAAGAAACACAUCCGCUACUAUCACGACUGGAACGACAAGGAGAUCGAAGUGCUGAACAAAUACUUGUUUUUGACAUCCAAACCAAUGAUCUACCUCGUUAAUCUCUCUGAGAAAGACUACAUAAGAAGAAAGAACAAAUGGUUGGUGAAAAUCAAGGAGUGGGUGGACAGUCAUGACCCCGGAGCCUUGGUCAUCCCCUUUAGUGGCGGCCUAGAGAGCCUGCUGCAGGACAAGAGUGAAGAGGAGAGGCAGAAGUACUGCACAGAGCACAAGACGCAGAGUGCCCUGAGCAAGAUCAUCAAGGCAGGCUACGCAGCCCUGCAGCUGGAGUACUUCUUCACUGCUGGACCAGAUGAGGUCCGUGCAUGGACCAUUCGGAAAGGAACUAAGGCUCCACAGGCUGCGGGGAAGAUCCACACAGACUUUGAGAGGGGCUUCAUUAUGGCGGAAGUAAUGAAAUUCCAGGAUUUUAAAGAGGAAGGCAGCGAGAGUGCUGUCAAGGCAGCUGGUAAAUACAGACAGCAGGGAAGAAACUACAUCGUCGAGGACGGAGACAUCAUCUUUUUUAAAUUCAACGCGCCGAACGCACCAAAGAAAAAGUGACACAAGAACAAUGCAUUUGUUUACACAACUGACUGUAUUGUUGCCUUAUAUCUGGCCACUUUUACACUUUUUGUUUUCCGUGCUGUAGGACUGAA
Pelmatolapia mariae (spotted tilapia) is the source of this 991-nucleotide messenger RNA. RefSeq names its product obg-like ATPase 1. The transcript is spliced from 8 exons. Bases 72 to 896 code for a protein of 274 amino acids. Gene Ontology annotation, molecular function: ATP binding; ATP hydrolysis activity; GTP binding. The record is from RefSeq and is a predicted model, not a curated record. Gene Ontology annotation, cellular component: cytoplasm. NCBI's taxonomy places the organism in Eukaryota, Metazoa, Chordata, Actinopteri, Cichliformes, Cichlidae.